Messenger RNA from Daldinia childiae, 567 nucleotides. Its product is annotated as Inosine triphosphate pyrophosphatase. Gene Ontology annotation, cellular component: cytoplasm. The record is from RefSeq and is a predicted model, not a curated record. The coding region runs from base 1 to 567 and encodes 188 amino acids. Gene Ontology annotation, molecular function: nucleoside triphosphate diphosphatase activity. Gene Ontology annotation, biological process: nucleoside triphosphate catabolic process. The transcript is spliced from 4 exons. Lineage: Eukaryota; Fungi; Ascomycota; Sordariomycetes; Xylariales; Hypoxylaceae.
AUGUCCGCCCCCGUCCUCAACUUCAUAACCGGCAACGCCAACAAGCUCUCCGAGGUCCGCGCCAUCCUCGAGCCCGCCGGCAUCACCGUGCGCAACCAACCCCUCGACCUGCCCGAGAUCCAGGGCGCCCUCGAGGACGUGACGCGCGAGAAGUGCCGCGCCGCCGUCGCCGCCGUCGGGGGCCCCGUCCUCGUCGAGGACACGUGCCUGUGCUUCGACGCGCUGAACGGGCUACCGGGCCCGUAUAUAAAAUGGUUCAUGCAAUCCAUCGGCCACGCCGGCCUCAACAACCUCCUCGCCGCCUACGAGGACAAGUCCGCCCAGGCCGUCGCCACGUUCGGUUUCUGCCAGGGGCCCGGCGAGGAAGUUCUCCUGUUCCAGGGGCGCACGCAGGGCAAGAUCGUGCCUCCGAGAGGCCCUACGACGUUCGGCUGGGAUCCAAUCUUCGAGUAUGACGGACAGACCUACGCCGAGAUGGACAAGGCUGCCAAGAACAAGAUCUCGCACCGCUUCAAGGCGCUCGAGAAGCUGCGCGCGUGGAUCGAGGGCGGCGGCAUGAAGGCGUAA